GGCGGCGGGCGGCGAUGAGUACGAGCGGCGCUACAGCGGCGCCUUCCCCCCGCAGCUGCGGGCGAGGCUCCGCGACGCGGCCCGGGGCAUGUUCGUGUUCGGCUACGACAGCUACAUGGAGCACGCCUUCCCCCGCGACGAGCUCGACCCGCUGCACUGCCGCGGCCGCGGGCCCGACCGCCGCGACCCCUCCAACCUGAACAUCAAUGAUGUGCUGGGCAACUACUCCCUGACGCUGAUCGAUGCGCUGGACACGCUGGCGGUAAUGGGAAACUCCUCAGAAUUCCAGAAGGCAGUGAAGUUGGUGAUUGACACAGUUUCAUUUGACAAAGACUCAACAGUCCAAGUUUUUGAGGCAACAAUCAGGGUUUUGGGAAGCCUGCUGUCUGCCCACAUCAUAAUUACAGACACCAAGCAGCCCUUUGGUGACAUGACCAUUAAGGAUUAUGACAAUGAGCUGCUGCACUUGGCUCAUGACCUGGCAGUGAGGCUGCUCCCAGCCUUUGAGAACACCAAAACUGGCAUUCCCUAUCCUCGGGUGAACCUGAAGAAGGGGGUUCCUCCAGACAGCCACAAUGAGACCUGCACAGCAGGAGCUGGAUCCUUGCUGGUGGAGUUUGGGAUCCUCAGCAGGCUGCUUGGGGAUUCCACCUUCGAGUGGGUGGCCAGGAGAGCUGUGAAGGCCCUGUGGAGCCUCAGGAGCAAUAACACUGGACUGCUGGGAAACGUUGUGAAUAUCCAGACUGGCCACUGGGUUGGAAAGCAGAGUGGACUGGGAGCAGGGUCAGAUUCGUUCUAUGAGUACCUGCUGAAGUCCUACAUCCUCUUUGGGGAGAAGGAAGACCUGGAGAUGUUCAACGCUGCUUACCAGAACAUUCAGAACCACUUGAGGAGAGGGAGGGAGGCCUGCAAUGAGGGGGAAGGGGACCCACCCCUCUACGUCAACGUCAACAUGUACACGGGCCAGCUGAUGAACACCUGGAUCGACUCCCUGCAGGCCUUCUUCCCUGGACUGCAGGUGUUGAUAGGAGAUGUGGAAGAUGCCAUUUGCCUCCAUGCCUUCUAUUAUGCCAUAUGGAAACGCUAUGGGGCUCUCCCAGAGAGGUACAACUGGCAGCUGCAGGCCCCAGAUGUUCCCUUCUACCCGCUGAGGCCCGAGCUGGUGGAGUCCACAUAUCUCCUCUAUCAGGCCACAAAGAACCCAUUUUACCUUCAUGUGGGAAUGGAUAUUCUGCAGAGUUUGGAAAAAUAUACAAAAGCAAAGUGUGGCUAUGCCACGUUGCACCACGUGGUGGACAAGACCAAGGAGGAUCGAAUGGAGAGCUUUUUUCUCAGUGAAACCUGCAAAUAUUUGUACCUGCUGUUUGAUGAAGAGAAUCCAGUGCAUAAGUCUGGGAAUAAGUUCAUGUUCACUACUGAGGGCCACGUGGUGUCUGUGGACGAGCGUUUCCGGAGCUCGCUGUGGGAGGACAUCCUGCCUGCAGGGGAGGACAGCCUCAGAGCCAAACCCUCCGAGCUCAAGGCUGCCAACUUCAGCUCCAACUGUAACAGAGUCCCUGAUGAGAGGAGGUACCUGCUGCCCCUCAAGAGCAACUACAUGAGGCAGAUCGACAGAAUGGUGGGACUGAUCUGAGGGACUGCAGGGCCCUGGGGGCAGCCUGGCAUCCUCUGCACACACUGCUGCCCUUCAGCUGCUCCCUGCACAGGCUGGCUCCCCCAGGUGUCCCUGGACACAAAGGGGAUGGAGCUCACUCCUCCGAGCCGGGGUAACCCCCGUGCCACCUGAACAAACAGCUCUUGUUUCAAGGCUUCCUAUGAGAAAUGUUGUUGCAAAUGAAGGCUGAAUAUAUUUUAAAAGGAAAAGAAGGCAAAUUGGCCUGUGCCACCUAGCUACCUCUUUGUAGCUGUGUUACAAAUGUCCCUCUAGAGCAGGGUCUGGUAUUUAAUUUGAAAUGAUCUCGGGGCUUGGGGAAGGAGUGGGGAAGUGCAAUUUUUUACACCAAGUUGAAUUAUUGAAUUUUUCUGACUAGCAAUACACAACCUAAAGGUCUACUCAGGUAGGAACCCACUGGGUUUGCUGAAACAAAACUGCUCUGUGUACUCUUGGAAAGAUCACUGCAGGUGGUGUAAGAGCUGCUGGAAGAGUGUGCCAUCCCUGACACCCACAGCUGACAGAAGCUGCAGGGCUGUGGGAGCUGCAGGACCCAGUGAUCAAACCAAUCAGGUGCCUUUUUGCAAGGGAAGGGGGGAGGGAAGGGGGAAUUGCAAAGCCACUCAGGCAGAAGUUCCCAAAGUUUCCUUGUUUGCCAAGUUUUAGUGCCUUUUCAGGAGAGAUGCUGCUAAGAACUGGUGUCGCAGUACAUGAAGAACAAAUUAUUUCACAUUCCUGACAGGAUUCACGUGUUAGUGCCUUAAGUUCUCUUCCCUAGCAGGGAAAACUGAGCUUCCUUGGGAAGAUGGAAAAGUAUUUCUGAUGAGCUGGCUGCAGAAUACAGUGGAACCCAAAGUCACUUAAAAAGAGGUGUUUGGAGGUUUUUUUGAAGAUACUGGAAAAAUAUCUAUGAACUUUCAGGAAGAAGGCAGUUAAGGGCUUGAGGGAUGACAACAAACUGAGGCCAAAACAGCUAUUUUAAAUAUACCAAGUUGGGUUUUUUUUCCAGUGGUUGCUUAUAUACUUCUAAUUUUUAACUACAGUUGAAGUAGUAGAAUGUUAUUUUUGGGUUAAUGACUUUUAAAUUGAGGCAUAAAUACAAGGGCAACUCGAUCUGCUGUAUUUUCACCUUCUUACAACAACAUUGGUUUUCAUAAACCACGUGUUGCAACUCAAAACAUUUCUAAUAAAUAUGAAGUUUGUGCUGGAGAGGUUAUUGUUGGAAUCUUUUAAUGUACAGAUACAUCUCAGGGACUUUGUUGUAGAAUCUUCUAUUCCAUGAUUGAAUCUUGUAUUCAGGCAAAAAAAAAAAUCAUCAAAUCUUAUUAGUCUUAUUAUGUGUGUUUGAGGGGGUGAAGGGUUGGAGGGGGGAGAGGGAAAUAGGUUAAAAUUUCCCAAAAUGUUGCAAUAGGAUGGGUUGCCUUGGUGUUGGAGGCAGCUGGUGAUUCCAGCUCCUGUAGCUUUGCCAAAGGUGUUUCUGGAGUGUCUGAGUUGUGUGUUUCAAGGACAGCAGGAAUUGAAGGUGUUGUGAUGCAGAGGUGUUGGCAGAGGUUCAGGCUGUGCUGCCAGCACAGGGUGAGGAGGGCAGCAGGAUGGGCAGGGGCCCUGCUGCCCACCCAGGGCACAGGGCUGGCCUCUCAGACCCUGCUCCAGCUCUGCAGGGAGCAGUGCUGGGGUGGGAGCCCAGCACAGCAUCCCAGCCUGUCUGGUGAGCUCACGGGGUGGGCAGGACACCAGGACAGCCAGGACACCAGGACAGCCAGGACACCAGGACAGCCAGGACACCAGGACAGCCAGGACACCAGCACAGACAGGACACCAGCACAGACAGGACACCAGGACAGACACACCCUGAGUGUACUGCUGGCUUCUCCUGCUCCAGGCUUGUCCCUGACUCCCAGUUUAGCUCCCUGAAUGUGACUCUGGCCACUCAGUGAUUGCUUUCUGAGCUCCUGAGCCCAGGGGAGGGCCCCAGCCCAGGAUUGUGCACAGAAUCCAUUCCAGAGCUUGCCAGAGAGAAUUCCAGGACUGGGAGGAAGUUGCACAACUGUUCUGCCUUUGUGUUUUCCUUGUGAUUGCCAGGAAGAGUGAAAGGUGGCUGAGAAUGAGAGCAGCCCAGACAGGAAUUGCAGCCUUCCAGGCAAACACGGUCAGCUUCCCUUGGGAAUUGCUUUGGAAUUUCUGCUGCCAGGUGAUGUGACAGUCAUCUUUCCAUAGGAAUGCUCUUUAUCCUCCCAGCAGCUGCUGGUAAAAGACUUUGUGUUCCUUCAGGAGCCAACCUUUCUUCCUCUUUGUCCUAAAACUUGGAUACGUUUUUACUCUGUAAGGACAGGGCACCUGUUGUGCACUAAAGUGAGAGCUUUUGUGCAAGCCACUGGCAUCAAAAUGGAGCUGAUAACAGUGCUGGAAUCACUUGCUGAAACAGACUCUUGUAUUUCUUGGUAUCUUGUGCAAUAUCAGGUUUUCUGAACUGAAAGUGCCAUGUAUGCUUAAUUGUUAUUUAUCCAUGAAGUAUUUAACUGAGAACGGGAAACUUGGAAGAGGACCAAAUGUGCUUUCAUGAAAUGUCCUGAAUUUUCAACACUUGGCUUGCCUUUUGCAAAUCUCCAUUAAAAAAUAGUGUGUUUGACUAC
Molecule: messenger RNA, 4284 nt
Organism: Passer montanus (Eurasian tree sparrow)
Lineage: Eukaryota; Metazoa; Chordata; Aves; Passeriformes; Passeridae
Gene: EDEM1
Product: ER degradation enhancing alpha-mannosidase like protein 1
Exons: 12
Coding region: 89-1633 (514 amino acids)
Biological process (GO): mannose trimming involved in glycoprotein ERAD pathway; carbohydrate metabolic process; endoplasmic reticulum mannose trimming
Cellular component (GO): endoplasmic reticulum; membrane
Molecular function (GO): mannosyl-oligosaccharide 1,2-alpha-mannosidase activity; calcium ion binding
Source: RefSeq, a predicted model, not a curated record